AUGGACGACUUCCUAAUAGCAACGAAUACUUUAGAAAAACACUUUGAAAUGCUUAGUCAAGUACAGGGUUGGCCAUAUUCGACGGAAAGAUGUGGCAACACUGUAACUUUUGACAGAGAUGUUAGAUCGAGUAACGACGUAGCGCGUUUGAAGCGUCAGUCGAAGGAAAUUUGUGCCAUGGAACAGUACACGCCACGCGAACGCUCUCAGAUUGUUGAAAUUUACAUUCAACAAAACAAGUCAAUUGUUAAAACUCAACGUGCAUGGAGAAAAAUAAAUAAAGUGAAAAGUGCGCCUUCCGCGAACACAUUGUAUCGUUUGUAUGAAAGAUUUUCAACUGAUGAAGCUGGCGAAACGGUUACCGUCAAUCAGGAGCGUUAUCGUGAUAUGAUAAGUGAUUUUUUGAUGCCAAUUGUUCAUGAUAAUGGUAUGGAGCACUUCUGGUUUCAACAAGAUGGCGCUCCACCACACACAGCUCGAGCCACUAUCAAUUUUUUGAAACAAUUGUUCCCUGGACGUUUGAUGUCAAAAAAUGGUGAUUUUGAAUGGCCACCGCGUUCACCAGAUUUAACGGCUCCAGACUUCUUUCUGUGGGGCUAUUUGAAAUCAAAGGUUUAUGUCAACAAGCCAAGGACCCUAGACGAACUUAAGACCAACAUCCGACAGGAAAUAGCCGCCAUAUCGGCCGAAACAUUGUUCAAAACGAUGGAAAACGCUGCAAAACGGGCACUACUCGCCAUGCAGGCUCAAGGCGAUCAUUUAAGAGAUAUCAUAUUCAACAAAUAAUGUACACAAAUCUCCUUGAACC
Trachymyrmex septentrionalis is the source of this 808-nucleotide messenger RNA. RefSeq lists its product as uncharacterized. Gene Ontology annotation, molecular function: nucleic acid binding. The record is from RefSeq and is a predicted model, not a curated record. The coding region runs from base 1 to 786 and encodes 261 amino acids. Lineage: Eukaryota; Metazoa; Arthropoda; Insecta; Hymenoptera; Formicidae. The transcript is spliced from 2 exons.